Diorhabda carinulata is the source of this 6878-nucleotide messenger RNA. RefSeq names its product ATP-dependent DNA helicase Q1-like. Gene Ontology annotation, molecular function: ATP binding; nucleic acid binding; four-way junction helicase activity. The transcript is spliced from 6 exons. Gene Ontology annotation, cellular component: chromosome; cytoplasm. Gene Ontology annotation, biological process: double-strand break repair via homologous recombination. Lineage: Eukaryota; Metazoa; Arthropoda; Insecta; Coleoptera; Chrysomelidae. Bases 574 to 2511 code for a protein of 645 amino acids. The record is from RefSeq and is a predicted model, not a curated record.
UUUCAAUAAAAUCAAUUAUAAUCUACUUUCAUCAUAUAGUCUGCCUAUCUCAAUGUGACAUAAGUUUUGUCUAACAGUGAAUAUCUACUGGAUAUAAAGUUUGAACACAAUUAUUUUUUGAAAAUCUCACAUAUUUUUCUGCCAUCUAUGAGGUAUAAACUAUUUUUCUCGUGUGUGACUGUGAGAUUUGACAGCCCUCAAUUAGAUUAAAAUAGUAGUCGUAGAGUUUAUAAUUAUAAAUUUCAUUAACCAAAGAAAAAUUAUUAAAAAAAUGUAAUAAGUUGAAAGGGACUAUUAAAUUACUUCACUCAAGACGUUUGACUUUUCCGAAUAAAAAUUUAAUCAUUAAAAUGCUGGUGUGGUGAAGACCAGAACAUCAAAUAAAAAGAAGAGAUAGAAACAAACAACAUUCAAAUAACAGUUGAGAAAUUUUGUUUCCCGGAAAGCAUCAAUGCAAAAAAGUGGAUGAGAGGAUAUGUUGUAAUGGUCGUGGUUUAAAGUGGUUAAUAUAUUCUAUUUCAUUAUUUAUAUAUUAUUAUAUUUUCUCAGUUGUGGAAAUUUUGGAUACUAAUCAUGGAAGAAAAGGAUUAUACUGAAGAACUUGCAAAAAUUAACAGUAGAAUUCAAGAAUACCGUGCAGCUCAGAAACGCAUUUCAGAUAUAUUAAGUACUUUAGUUGCACAAAAGGAGCGGUUAGAAUUGAAUUACAAUCUGACUAGGGAAGUAAACACCUGGAAAGAUGGUGUUUUUGAGUGGUCGAAUAAAAUACUUGACAUUUUGAAAGAAGUUUUCAAUUUUGAGAAUUUUCGGUUAAAACAGUUGACAGCUAUUAAUGCCACAUUAUCAAAACAGGAUGUAUUGCUAUUAAUGCCUACUGGGGGAGGUAAAAGCCUAGUUUACCAGUUACCUGCUUUAGUUGAUGGAGGUUUGACAGUAGUUAUUUCCCCUUUAAUUGCUCUGAUAGAAGAUCAGCUGAUAUCUUUGAAAAAAAUGGACAUUGAGGCAGCUACGAUUAAUGCUAGCACAGCAAGACGUGAAAAGAAGGUAAUACAGGAUUUGAUGGUUACAAAAAAUUCUAAGCUUCGAAUACUGUUUGUUACCCCAGAAUGGGUAGCAAAAAGCAAAAUGUUCAUGUCCUGUCUUAAAAAGUGUUAUGAGAAGAAAUCACUUGUUAGAAUUGUUAUAGAUGAAGUACAUUGUUGCUCCACAUGGGGACAUGAUUUUCGACCAGACUAUCAACAUUUGGGAUUAUUUAAACAAAUGUUUCCUGAAGUUCCUAUACUAGGUUUAACAGCAACUGCUACAAUGGAGAUAUUAGCUGAUAUUAAGAAAACUCUUAAUCUCAAGUCUCAUGUGGUUUUAACCUCUCCGUUUAAUAGACCAAAUCUGUUUUAUAAGGUGGUAUUUAAACCUGAAAAAAACGAGUGUGUAAAGAUGAUUGCAAAUUGGAUGAAGAACAGAUAUAAAGACAUGUCUGGAAUUAUUUAUACUUCCACAAUCAAAGAAUCUGAAGAACUUAGCAUUGCAUUAAAAGACCAAAAUUUACGAGUAAAAUAUUACCAUGCUCAACUUGAUCCUGAGCAUAAAACUAUAAUUCAUAAACGAUGGCUGGAGAAUAAAUAUCAAGCAGUAGUUGCUACUACUGCUUUUGGAAUGGGAAUUGAUAAACCAGAUGUGAGAUUUGUUAUUCAUUAUUCACUACCCAAGAGUUUAGAAGGACUCUAUCAGGAAAGUGGAAGAGCAGGAAGAGAUGGUGAAAAGUCAGAUUGUAUUCUUAUGUUUGGGUUAACUGACUUUUUAAAACAUCACAGCAACGCAAAUAGACCUGCAGAGGAACAACAAGCUCAAGAUAUUCUAGCAUAUUGUCUCGAGAAAAAUAGUUGUAGAAGAAAAAUUGUUAUGGAACAUUUCAGAGAUACCUAUAAACCUUCCGACUGUGAUAGUAUGUGUGAUAAUUGUAAAAAUCAAUCUCCGAGGAUUACCUAUGUACUUAAUGGUAUUUUAAAAUAUAUUGUAAAUAUUAUAAAAAACAGUAAUGAAAAAGAAUCUAAAUUAACUCUACUGAAACUAUUGAACACUUGGAACGCUCAUUUUAAAAACAAAAUUUGUUCCAAAGAACAACAAGAGUAUGUAAUUGGUUAUUUUAUCAAGGAAAAUUAUCUCGCUGUAGAAAGAGGAUACUCCAUGUACACAAAUUUAGCAUACAUACAGCUAGGCCCGUGUGUCAAUAACGGAAAGAAAAUAAUCAUCAGACAUCCAGAUCAUUUCAGUUUGCCGGAGAUAAUAACUGUCACUGAUGAUCAACGAGUUCAAGAAUUCAAUGACAAUAGUGACGCCAUAAAUAUUACAUCUGAUUCUGAAAUAGCUGUCUCUAAUGACAGUAACGAACAACACGACAUUUUCCUAGCAAAUGUGAAUCUAAUGUUAGAAAAAGAGUUAGCAACUGAGAAUUCCGUACCUAGGGGCAAAAAACGAAGACAUAAGAAUGAAGAGGCAUCAGAGUCAGAUUAAACCAUCAUUACUUCAAUUAGUUUUCAGUAAAAUAGCAUUUGGUAAAUUAGUUUUUAAUAUAUGCUGAAUUUCACGAUUAUGUUAUUUUGAAAACAUAGUUAUAACUAUUUUGAUAUCAAUAAAUCGCUCACGAGCGUGCAAAGGGAGAGAAGUCAAAAACAAUAGUAUUGAAAUAUAUUGGUUUUUGAAAAGGUCCUAUUUUUAGUUGAGUUUUCUAAAAACAUCGUAUUAAACUAAACCAAUAUAUAUUGAGCAACACAUUUAUUUAGUUGUAAAGCAUAAAACAUUAUAACAAACCAGAAGAAAAACGUGUCGGUUUGAGAAAAAAAAAACAAACAUAACUCAGUAUGCACAAAAAACUCAAUACUCAACUCCUUUUACACUAAUCAUAAAUAAACAACUCGGAAAGCAUAAAAAAUCAACACAUAACUCCUUUCACACUAAUCGCGAGAAGAGACUUCAUCUAAAUGUUGUGAAGUGUCCUGGAUAUUUCUCUCAGUAGUUGUGAAGUAUUUCAUCGACAUACGGCAGGAGUUUGUUCAAAUUCUUUUACUUCUCCUCAGAUAUACAAGUUGGCUAUUUGCAUUUUGGAAGAACUGCGAGAAGAGAAUUUUGACCUCUCCUGCAAAAUAACAUUUUUUCAUAAAUUUCUUUUUCGUUGGGGCUAUUUUUAUAGGAAAACAUACCGAUUGUUUUUUCCAUACAAAUUUUUUACCAUGAUCAUCCACUUUUCUAGCUUGUACACACGUUUUUAGUAGUGAGGAGAAAUCAAUAAAACCAUCCUUUUUCAUUUCCUGCACAUUUGUUUUGCUACAUGAUUUUACCAACUAUUCAAUAAGACUCUCAUAAUGUUUAUUUUUUUCUCAAUAAUUGAGUGAAUAGUUUCACAUUCGUAUAUCUGGGUAUUAAGAAUUUGUGAACCACUAUCUCAAAAUUUGAAUUUUGCAUCAGUCAUUUACAUCGCAACUCUAUGGCUAGUUUUAUUCUGACCACCAUAUGUAUCAGAAUAAAAGGUUACAUAUUUAAUGUUGAGUGAUAAGGUCAAAAGUUCUUUUAUUAAGCAAGAACCGAUCUGAUUUGCACCUCUGCCAGAUAGUGUUUCAUACUACAACAAGUAGUUUUGUUAUUGACGAAAUCAUACAUUGUUAAGUUGUACGGCUCUAGACAUGCCUAGUUUUCCAUUUUCCUUAUCCAGUUUUUUCGCAAAAUUACAUCUUCAGAAUUCGGAAUUGAAGUUAUAUGUUUCUUAACCAGUUCAAUUCUGUCAGUUUCGAUUUUGUUCUUAGGAGGAUGAUGACCCCUCUCAUCAUCCAAUGUUGUGCCUGAGAUGAGAGUUUUUUCUUACAACAGUCUCAAUAAAUUAAUUUGAUAAAUCAAAUAAAACAGCCUUUACAAAUUUCGAUCAAGUUUCCAUUUAGUAUUAAAUUGUCUUGGUUUUGUAGUGUCUGUCUUUUCUGUUUUCUUUUCUUCUCUUAAAAUCAAACCUUCCUGAUCAAAUCUUGAUGCUCACUUCUUCCUGAACCUUCCCAAGUCUUUACAUUUGCGGCUUCGGAUCAAUUUUCCGUUGAAUAUGGACUGCCAUCGUUUCUAUCAAUUCUUCGCUUUUUUCUUUGCAUCUCUUGUGUAUCUCUUUACUGGAUUUCUUCCUUUUUUUUUAAAUUCUGUUCUAUUAUCUGUGACGCGAGGAGAUACUAGAUUUUGUGGUAGUUUUUUUUGUAGGGUAUGUAAAGGUAUAUUCUCAGAGUCUAAAUAGCUUGAGCCAGGUACUUUGUAAUCCUUGUCACCAUGAAAAGCUAUUAGAGAUUCAAAUAUAAUAUCUGUAAUAAGUAUAAAUUUGUUUAAUUUGUAAAAAAAACAUAUAACUAACCUUUAUUAUAUGUACAUUCUUGACUUAGUCGGUUUGUAGAAGUACACGAAUUUUUCGCGCUGUAAAUUGGCUAAAAUUGUUCAAUUGUGAAAUGUACUUUCGGAGAGUUCUAAAUGCAUGGUGCAGAGUUUACAGCUUUAGUUUCAAUUUCUAAACUUUUACAUUCGUUCCCACCCUCGUUCGCACACACAUAAAUUAAUAAGAUUACGAAGUGUAAUAUUUAUAAACACAAACGCUUGCGUUCGAAUUCACGCUGGCAUUCCUGCUUUAUUACGAACCCAUUUUGAUCCACUAACAUAAACCUGAAAACUACUAUAACUUCGUAAUGAAUAAUUAACGGAAUCGAUGCCACGAAUACUGAAAUAUUACUAAACUCAGCUAAGUGUGAAAGACAAUUUUGAAAGUGCGUAUGCGAUCGAUCUCUAAACUGAUUCUGAAUCGGGCCUAUGAACAAAGUUAUUCAGAAUCGAUUCUGAAUCAAUUACUAACUAAUUUAGUAUCGCUGAAAAGCGCAUGCUUGAUUCCGAACUUAAUCAGGAUGUUAGCUUUGACAAUUUAAAACAUACAGUUAAUAUUAAUAAUAGAGAGAACGAUGUAUUUGAGCUUAUUAAGGUGACCUGAAUGGCUAAUAGAGAAAGAAAGAACAUCAGUAAAACACUUUCUAUCUGUCUCUAAUCUAUUCUGAUUGAAUCGAGAUGAAGUCAACAUUUCUAGUAGAGGGAACAACAAAGGAGAAGAAUAAGAUGGUUUGAUUUUAAUGGCCAGUUAAUCCGGCGUUACAGGCGUCUCUACUUUUGUAAUAAGUACACGCGCACGGUGUAAAUGACCGCAUUUAAAUAUUCAUAUAAAAAAACCGAAAAAUAAAAAGUCCUAGGCAUUUUAGAAAUAUAAUAGCAAAGGACAAUAAAAUAUACUUGAAAAUUAUAAAAAAAAGUGAAAAGUAAUUAUCAGGCUUUUCCACUUCUCCUCCUUCUGCGCGCAUGCUAGACACAAUGGAACAGUGUGUUCUCGGCAAAUGGAUUUCUGACAGCUUCUGCAUUGUGUUGAUGUUUUUCUAUUUCUUUUAUAACUACAUAAAUAACACCUUCCAGAAACUGAUGUUUUCGGUGGUGGUUGUGUUUCAGGCACACCCAGAAUUUCAUUUAUUGGGAUUUUUAUUGAUUUUGGUAGUGUUACGAUGUUUUGUCUUUCAUUUUAGCUAUGAAUGGUGGCGGAAUUUCAUUCUUAUUUUUUUUUCAGUGUGGCAACUAACGUCAACUUAUCAAUUUUAUAAAGGUCUAACCCCACAGAGGAGAACCAAUUAUCGCACGUCACAUUUCGGCCUGUACCAGAUAUAGGUCGAAUAAGCCUUUUUACUACUUGAUGUGCGGAAUUGUCGCCUUUGUAUGGAUUGGGUGGCUGAACUCCAACAUAAAGUUCCAUAUUAUAUGUAUAAAAAUAUUCUGAGUCAACUAAUGCCCAAAUUUUUAAUCCAUAUCUCGCCGGUUUUUUCGGCAUAUAUUGGCGGAAGGGACACCUACCGCGAAAAGAAUCGAGCAUUUCAUCAAGAGUCACACAGUCACACAGUCGCUUGGAGAAUACUUUGACAGAUAUCGUUGAACAAAACCAUCAAAAAGAUUUCGCGCGUGAGCAAACUUAUCACUUUGUUUUCUUAUUUCUCUGUCUUCAGUAUUGUCAAAACGCAGAGCUUUUAGUAAAAAUUGCAACCGAUUUAUACCCGUAGUUAGGCGAAAUAUUUCCACACCAGUACCAUCUUGAUUAUACAAAUUUCUGAGAUUUUAAUGUGAUGAUUUUAGCACACCUGCUAUAUAGAGUAAACCAAUGACAGCCUUUAUUUCGCAUUCGUCUAUAUCUGCAGCAUCACGUUUUCUCUGAAAGUGUGGUCUUCUGAUCCGAAUAUAUUGAUUUGUGCAUUGAACAAUCUCUUGAAUUAUCUCAUCUGGAAAAAAAACAUUUCCAAGCUUCUAUUGCCGUCGUUGCUAAUUUUGCUGGUUCAAUUUACGGAUAACACGGAUGGUACUAAAUAAUUUGUGAGUGUUAGUUGAGAUAUCACAAGAUUUCUUUUUCACAUUAGACAUGACUUACAUCAAUUCACAUUAUAUAAAAACUAAGACAAAAGAAAACAUAUUAACUUACCUCUUUUGGCACAAAAGUAACUUUUUAUGCAAUAAGUUGUUUCCGUACUUAACUGAAAAUGCACUUUUUCGGACUUGUCUCCCUUUGCACGCGCAUGAGCGAAAUACUUGGGUUUAAUCAGAAACACCUUACAUUAUUUAACUGAAGCUCAAGCUAUUGUAUACUUUAUUCCCAAAGUAUUUUUGUUCAACAAGCAUAUGGUAACACCGAUCUGUUUUCCAUUUUUUUCAAAUUUUUCUUCGUUCAUAAAUUUUGGAAUAAUUGACGUACUGUUUUUUUUUAUUUAAAAUUUGUUCGUACUUCCAUAAAUUUAUUUAAGUAAUUUCUUGUUGUGAUGUUAGCAUAAUAAAUUAUUUUCUCUAUA